AUGAGGCUUACGGGAGGUAACUCGGGGGAAGUGUUAGAGGCAGCUGGGACGGCCCUGCAGGCUCUUUGCCGCAAGGCACGCCUGGAGAUUCCGGGCUUCGUGGAAAAACUGUUGCCCCAGGUGGUAGAACUGGUGCGCUUUUCCAAGCUCCUUCCGCAGGGCGAGGAGCAUGCCAUUCGGAGGCGCAUGCGAGAAGCCGGUCCCGAAGCAGAGAGCACUGUCCCGCUGCCAGGAGUGCGAGUGCUGGACAUGACGCGAGUGCUCGCAGGACCCUCCUGCACCCAAGUGCUGGGAGAUUUGGGUGCUGAAGUGACGAAGGUCGAGCGGCCGCAGGUGGGAGACGACACCCGCGGCUUCGCGCCACCGUUCCUCCCCGGGGCGGCACAGGAGACAAAGGCCAUGGCUGCGUAUUUCGCAGCACAGAACCGCAACAAGGCCUCGUUGACGGUAAACUACACCCUGCCAGAGGGACAGGACAUCCUGCGGCGUCUCUUGAAGACCAGUGAUGUGUUGGUGGAGAACUUCAAGACGGGGACUUUGGAGAAGUACGGUCUUGGCUAUGAUGAUCUGAGACACAGCUUCCCCUCCCUGGUCUACUGCUCCAUCACCGGCUUCGGACAAACGGGGCCCUACAGCCCACGGCCGGGAUACGAUGCUCUUGUCCAGGCGAUGGGCGGUUUCAUGAGCGUGACCGGCGAGGUGGAGGGAGAGCCGAUGAAGGUGGGAGUUCCCAUCCAUGACCUCUUUGCUGGCUUGCAUGGCGUGAUCGGCAUUCUGGCCGCUCUUCGCCACGCCGCCAUGACUGGGGAAGGGCAGCAUGUGGACAUUGGAAUGUUGGAUGUGUCUACGGCAAUGCUGGCGAAUCAGGCGAGCAACUUCCUUUCCACGGGAAAGGUACCGGACCGGCUGGGGAACCAGCAUCCCAACAUCGUUCCUUACCAGGUCAUGCCAGCCUCGGACGGUUACUUUAUCCUCGCGGUUGGGAACGACCCCACCUUCCAGCGCUUCGUAGCGGUCGCGGACAAGGCGGAUCCAGCGGCGAAGGCUCCGGCACUGCUGGACGACGGCCGCUUCAACUCGCAGUCUGCCCGCGUGGAGAAUCGGAAGCUGGUCACGGACACCUGCAAUGCCAUAACGAGGAAGAAGCCAGUGGAGUGGUGGCUACGUGAACUGGAAAGUGCGAGCAUCGGCUGCUCUCCAAUCAAAAACUUACAAGAAGUUUUCGAGGACCCACAGGUUAAGGCGCGGGAGAUGGUGAUUGACAUGCCCAUCGAAGGUCAUGCCCCGGCCAAGCUGGUGGCCUCGCCCCUGAAAUUCUCUUCGACGCCCUGCUCGUACCGGCGGCCUCCGCCUGGCCUGGGCGAGCACACGGAGAGCCUCCUCGCGGAUGCCGGCUUCAGCACCAAAGAGAUUGCGCAGCUCCGUGAGAAGGGUCGGGGCCCCGGGCAGGAUUUGAAGAACUUCAACCUCUUGGUGGACAGCAUUGACGAUGUAUUGGAAAAGGUGGACACAAAUCUCAGGGAUGCCAAGUCUGGCAAGCAGGCAGAGGAGGCUUCGGGUGGCGACGAGGAGGAGCCGGCGCCGACUCCCUCGGCAGGUUCGCAUGCCGUCCGCGCGGCGAAGCCGCAGGUGCGAUGGCGUCAGCUUGUCGACAACCACCGGAAGCGCUUUGUGCCCAGACUUUUGGUGAAGCACAACGAGAAAACUCCGCUGAGCCUCAUGCUCUUGGAAGCCCAGUGCAAGGCUGGAAUCCGGUCGUCUUCCGGAGUGCAAGCGCCGCAGACCCAUCAGGGUGGAGACGAUGAGGAUCCUCUUCCCAACCCGUACGAAGAGGAGCUGAGUGCCUUGUCUUGGCCGGACGAGUUCUUUCGGCCGCAGGCCUGUCGCUUCAACCGCAUGGAGGAUACACCCUUGAUCAUGGUCCGUACAGAGGAAGAGCUGAAGGAGAUGGUGGAGGAGAUCAAAGGAACCUGCAUCGGACAGGAGAUUGCUGUGGACGUUGAGCAUCACGAUUUCAGGUCAUUUCGUGGCUUCGUAUGCCUCAUCCAGGUGUCCACUCGGAAGAAGGACUUCCUGAUCGACCCCUUUGACAUCUUCGAGCAGCUGCACAUGCUCAAUGAGGUUUUUUCCGAUCCGCGCAUCGUGAAAGUGCUUCACGGCGCGGACCGUGACGUGCUUUGGCUACAGCGCGACUUCUCGAUAUACUUGGUGAACAUGUUUGACACGGGCCUUGCCACCCGUGCACUGCGAUUGCAAGGCGGUUACUCGCUCGCCAACCUCGUUUCCCACUUCUGUGGGGUACGCAAAGACAUGGACGACUGGUCGACGGACCCGGUGGCUGCGCCCGUGCAGACCGAGCUGCAUGCGAUAGAGUCCGGCAGGGGUUCAGGCGGCCUGGGCCACCACGUCUCGGCGCCUUUGGAGAGCCCUGGUAAGGCCCAGGGCCCAGGCGACUGCAAUGGCGCCGAAGUGCAGAGGCUUCGCGAGGAGAAUGCAAUGCUGCGCGCACAGGUGCGGGAACUGCAGGUGGUGCUGGCCACCGGAGUCCUCACCGAGAUCGCCAGGCUUCGGGAGGAGAACGAGGAACUUCAGCUGAAGAGUGCAGUCGUGGCCGAGAGCUGGAUUGGCAAAGGGUGGAAAGGGCCGGCGGCUUUGCUCCAGGCGCCCUACGACCUUUUCCUGGUCUUCUCGAUCAAGGCUGCAGAGAUUACCGCCUACUAUGGCUUCUCGUACAUCUUCGUGUCCUAUGUCUCAGACGAGUAUGGCAUGUCUGACGAAGAAGCUGGAAGACUCUACGGGGCCUACGGCUUUGCCUGCACAGGUGUUGGGCUCCUCCUUGGCUUCCUUAUCGAUCGACUCGGCGUGCGCCGAUCGAUGCUGCUGGGCUGCACCUGUUCCACGCUCUACCGGGCAAUUUGCGCUCUUGCUUCUUCAAGGCAGCUGAUGUGGUUUUCCACCAUGACGUUUGCUCCGGUGGGCGCGGCCUUUGGCGUUCCUGUGCUAGCUCUUGCUGUGCGGCGAUACACGCACAGGGAGAAUCGUGCUUUUGCCUUCUCCUUCUUCUACUCAAUGCUUUGCCUGGGCUGCCUGCUGGGCUCAGUUCUCAUCAACAUUGUCCGCGAUGUCCUCGUCGACGGGACAGUAGUGCUCGGCGUGAAGCUGAGCUGGAUGAGGAUGGUCCUGUGGAUGUGUACGGCGUGCACGUUCUACACGGUCAUUGCUUCUCUCUUCGUGCGGGACAUCCAGAUCCUUUCUGACAUGCCCCUGAAGGAUCGAGAGUACUGCAAGUUCAAGCCUGCCAACUUCCAGGUCCGGCAGACCAUCAAGGAGAUCAUGGGCCAAGCCAAGUUCUGGCGCUUGGCCGGGAUCACCGGGAUCUUCAUAGGUGUCCGAAUGACCUUCCGGCACUUGGAUGCCACGUUCCCGAAAUACUUUAUUCGAACUUAUGGACCGCAGGCCCCAUUUGAGAUCAUCCUGGGCAUCAACCCUAUUGUCGAAAUGAUCGGGACACCUUUGAUGACUGGCCUUCUGCUGAAAUGGAACACCACGUUGUCCCAGAAGCUGCUAUGGGGAUCCUUCAUCUCCGGCAUCUCCGUCUUUGCGCUCGCCAUCUGGGAGUCUUACCUGGGUGCGGUGGUUUUCGUCUUGGUCCUUUCUCUCGGAGACACCAUCUGGUCGCCCACGCUUUACGAGUUUUCGACGAUGGCAGCCACUGAGGGCAAGGAGGGGAUGUUUUUGGCAAUCACCAUGGCGCCCAUGUACUUGGCAGCGCUUCCCGUGGGCCUGAUCUCAGGUUGGGCGUUGGGGAACUUCUGUCCCCAGAAUGUCAACCCGGAGGAGCGGCGCUCACAGCUGAUGUGGUUCAUCAUCGGAAUCACAGGAUUCGUGUCUCCUGUCGCGCUCUGGUUCUUCCAGAAGAAACUGAUCCUUCCCGAGGAUGAGAAUGCCGGCGAAAAGGAGUUGGAGAGAGACGAGGGCGAGGGGGAGUACCGUCAGACGAGAAGGCUCAGAGAUGCAGGCGAUGCAGUGGGCCAGUCCCCCGCAAGUACUCUCCAGGAGGGGACGACGUUGGUCAUCGGCCGACCUUUGCCCGAUGAAGUUGUCCCCGAGGUGAAGCUGGACAAGAAGUAUCAGACGGCGGACUGGAGAGAACGGCCGCUUUCCACGGAGAUGGUCCACUACGCUCGGGCCGACACACACUACCUGCUCUUCUGCUACGACUGCCUGAAGAACGCUCUCUUGGCGCAAAGCGGAAUGGCAUCGAAGAGUGGCGUCAACGUCGGCAUGGCGGCGCUCGAGAGCGGCGAAGUCGAGGCGACCGAGGAAGGAGUGCAGAAUCUUCAAGCUGUCUUGCAGAAAAGUGCUGCCUUGUGCAGCCAAGUUUACAAAGAGGUGCCUCUUGACGCUGGCGAACACGCAUCCUCGCUGUCCGAUCGAUUUGGAUCAAGACAGCGUCCGUUGAAUCCGACGCAGAUGGGUGUACUCAAGGCACUCAUCGACUGGCGUGAUCAGCUCGCACGCAGCAUCGACGAGUCCCUGAACUUCGUGGCGCCCGACGCCUGCCUCUGGCGAGUUUGCCUUGCCAUGCCCACCUCGCCGGUGAAGCUGCGGAGCACCUGCAAUCCUUUGCCGUCCACGCUGCAGCAGCAUGCGCAGGAGGUCGUGGACAUCAUCAUCAAGUCUCAGCAUCUCGGGGUCGGCCCUGUCGUGAAGCUCCCGGCUUCGGCUUCUUGGCCGCAGGAAGAGCGAAGGAGCGCCCGGCCGAACCGGCGACCGCUUCGCCCCGGGAGUCCCUGCCGAGCCCAGUGGAGUCAGAGGACCCUACAGCCGCCGAGGUGCCAAAUCGAGUGGUGCUGGAAGCCUGGCCA
Molecule: messenger RNA, 4868 nt
Organism: Symbiodinium necroappetens
Lineage: Eukaryota; Dinophyceae; Suessiales; Symbiodiniaceae
Source: the annotation of a GenBank genome assembly